CACCACAACAAGAUCCUCCAUCUCGAUCAACUACAUCCAGCAAAUCCCACGAAGGACCGCUCAAUACACCCACCCGAAUCACAACCGCCGCCAUGUCUUCCGAUCUCUGCCCCGUGUAUGCCCCCUUCUUCGGUGCGAUGGGCUGCACAAGCGCCAUCGUCUUCACUUGCUUCGGCGCCGCAUACGGAACCGCAAAGGCUGGUGUUGGUAUCUCGUCUAUGGGUGUGCUCAGGCCCGACUUGAUCGUCAAGAACAUUAUUCCCGUCAUUAUGGCUGGUAUCAUUGCCAUCUACGGCCUCGUCGUGUCCGUCCUGAUCUCCAACGACCUCCAACAACAGACCUCGCUCUUCACCGGCUUCAUCCAGCUCGGUGCCGGUCUCUCUGUCGGUCUCUCCGGUCUGGCCGCUGGUUUCGCCAUCGGAAUUGUCGGUGAUGCUGGUGUGCGCGGUACUGCCCAGCAGCCGAGAUUGUUCGUCGGAAUGAUUUUGAUCCUCAUUUUCGCCGAAGUGUUGGGUCUCUACGGACUCAUCGUUGCCCUGCUCAUGAACUCGCGCGCAAGCUCCGGCGCUCAGUGCUAGAUCGACGAAUAGGACAAGCGAGAAGUGGCGCAGACAAGGAGUAACGACAACCUACGCGCAAGAGAUGAUCAGAAUAAACAGACAAGCGGGAGAUCAUUGGCUGGCAUGAGAAAAUGGCGGUAGCGGAGUCAGGAUAGAGCUUGUUCGUGG
Messenger RNA from Zymoseptoria tritici IPO323, 728 nucleotides. RefSeq lists its product as uncharacterized. The transcript is spliced from 5 exons. The record is from RefSeq and is a predicted model, not a curated record. Gene Ontology annotation, biological process: proton transmembrane transport. Gene Ontology annotation, cellular component: proton-transporting V-type ATPase, V0 domain. The coding region runs from base 93 to 578 and encodes 161 amino acids. Gene Ontology annotation, molecular function: proton-transporting ATPase activity, rotational mechanism. NCBI's taxonomy places the organism in Eukaryota, Fungi, Ascomycota, Dothideomycetes, Mycosphaerellales, Mycosphaerellaceae.